Molecule: messenger RNA, 4225 nt
Organism: Microcebus murinus (gray mouse lemur)
Lineage: Eukaryota; Metazoa; Chordata; Mammalia; Primates; Cheirogaleidae
Gene: KPNA1
Product: karyopherin subunit alpha 1
Biological process (GO): protein import into nucleus
Cellular component (GO): cytoplasm
Molecular function (GO): protein binding; nuclear import signal receptor activity
Source: RefSeq, a predicted model, not a curated record
GCCGGCUGAGCUGAGUCUCGCUGCUUGGUGCGCGGCGGCGGAGAGCGAGGCCUGGUGAGCGGCGCUGAGGCGCGGGCCGCCUCUUCGGGGUUGUGCGCAGGAGACGUACGGCGGCGGGCGAUCGAGCAAGUGAUCUGCUCACUUCAGCCGUGGCACCGGCAUCGGUUGCCUUAAGCCUGAAAUCAUGACCACCCCAGGAAAAGAGAACUUUCGCCUAAAAAGUUACAAGAACAAAUCUCUGAAUCCUGAUGAGAUGCGCAGGAGGAGGGAGGAAGAAGGACUGCAGUUACGCAAGCAGAAAAGAGAAGAGCAGUUAUUUAAACGGAGAAAUGUUGCUACAGCAGAAGAAGAAACAGAAGAAGAAGUUAUGUCAGAUGGAGGCUUUCAUGAGGCCCAGAUUAAUAACAUGGAGAUGGCACCAGGUGGUGUCAUCACUUCUGACAUGAUUGAAAUGAUAUUUUCUAAUAGCCCUGAGCAACAGCUUUCAGCAACACAGAAAUUCAGGAAAUUGCUUUCAAAAGAACCUAACCCUCCUAUUGAUGAAGUUAUCAGCACACCAGGAGUAGUGGCGAGGUUUGUGGAAUUCCUCAAGCGAAAGGAGAAUUGUACACUGCAGUUUGAAUCAGCUUGGGUACUGACAAAUAUUGCUUCAGGAAAUUCUCUUCAGACCCGGAUUGUGAUUCAGGCAGGAGCUGUGCCCAUCUUCAUAGAAUUGCUCAGCUCAGAAUUUGAAGAUGUCCAGGAACAGGCAGUCUGGGCUCUUGGCAACAUUGCUGGAGAUAGUACCAUGUGCAGGGACUAUGUCUUAGACUGCAAUAUCCUUCCUCCUCUUUUGCAGUUAUUUUCAAAGCAAAACCGCCUGACCAUGACCCGGAAUGCAGUAUGGGCUUUGUCUAAUCUCUGUAGAGGGAAGAGUCCACCUCCAGAAUUUGCAAAGGUUUCCCCCUGUCUGAAUGUCCUUUCCUGGUUGCUGUUUGUCAGUGACACUGAUGUACUGGCUGAUGCCUGCUGGGCCCUCUCAUAUCUAUCAGAUGGACCCAAUGAUAAAAUUCAAGCAGUCAUUGACGCAGGAGUAUGUAGAAGACUUGUGGAGCUGCUGAUGCAUAAUGAUUAUAAAGUGGUUUCUCCUGCUUUGCGGGCUGUGGGAAACAUUGUCACAGGGGAUGAUAUUCAGACACAGGUAAUUUUGAAUUGCUCAGCUCUGCAGAGUUUAUUGCAUUUGCUGAGUAGCCCAAAGGAAUCUAUCAAAAAGGAAGCAUGUUGGACAAUAUCUAAUAUUACAGCUGGAAAUAGGGCACAGAUUCAGACUGUGAUAGAUGCCAAUAUUUUUCCAGCCCUCAUUAGUAUAUUACAAACUGCUGAGUUUCGGACAAGGAAAGAAGCCGCCUGGGCCAUCACAAAUGCAACUUCUGGAGGAUCAGCUGAACAAAUCAAGUACCUAGUAGAACUGGGUUGUAUCAAGCCACUCUGUGAUCUCCUCACGGUCAUGGACUCUAAGAUUGUACAGGUUGCCCUAAAUGGUUUGGAAAAUAUCUUGAGGCUUGGAGAACAAGAAGCCAAAAGGAACGGCAAUGGCAUUAACCCUUACUGUGCUUUGAUUGAAGAAGCUUAUGGCCUGGAUAAAAUUGAGUUCUUACAGAGUCACGAAAACCAGGAAAUCUACCAGAAGGCCUUUGACCUUAUUGAGCAUUACUUCGGGACCGAAGAUGAAGACAGCAGCAUUGCACCCCAGGUUGAUCUUAGCCAGCAGCAGUACAUCUUCCAGCAGUGUGAGGCUCCUAUGGAAGGUUUCCAGCUUUGAAGCAAUACUCUGCUUUCACGUUCCUCUGUCAGACCAGGCUAUCCAGUCGAGUCCUCUUGUGGAGCCCACAGUCCUCAUGGAGCUAACUUCUCAAAUGUUUUCCAUAAUACUGUUUGCGCUCAUUUGCUUGCCUUGCGCACCUGCUCUCUUACACACAUCUGGAAAACCUCUGGCUCUCUGUGGUGGAAUACCCUUCUAAUAAAAGGGUAACCAGAACGGCCAAAUCUCUUAUGGAAAAAUCCUUAGGCUUUGGAGAUCCGCACCUAUAUUAGAGUCAUGGGAAUAUACAUAUAUUAAUGUGGCUCCCUUUUUUAUGGGGGAUAAAAGAGGACGACUCCUCAUUCCCUUUAACGUGGGAAAAAAAUACUGACAUUAAAAGAUGAGACUAAACCUUUAUCUUGAAUUUCACACAACUACUUGCGACAAGGGAGAUAUUUAGACCUGUUGUGUAUACUUCAGAGUACUUUUCAUGAGUUCUUCCACAGUGAACCCUUGGAUUAUCCGAUGGCUUUUUCUAGCCAAAUUUGCAUUAAUACUUACUGAGAUUGGAUGGUUUUCUUUCCUCUAUUGGCGCCAUUCUUCAGAUAUUAAAGUUAAACCAUCCACUCCCUCACCUUCAGCCUUCAGUGAAUGUGCUUUCUAGUUGUCAGGAAUGCUGAAGAAUUAACACUUUGACUCUUAAAUGUGAUACUGGUUUGCAGAUUCCCUUAGAGCAGAAAGGAGAGGGGCACAUAUUAAUUUGUAUGGUUUUUGCAUCUCUUGGUCUAUGUGUCUUAGGAUUUGGAAGUGGUUCAAUCCUAAUGCUGGUAUGAUUUAAAAUCCUCAGUAAUCAAAAACCAUAUCCUCUAAUUCAAUAAUAAAACUAAGAAAAGCAAACAAACACACAAAAAAGCCACUGUCCAGUUUUCCCAAACUCAACCAGUGUAACUAGAUGCUGUAUUUCUGCAUUAAAACAAAUGUUUCAGGCUUUGUGGUCCUGAUGUUCAAGGUCCUCAUUAAAUUGGAGUUCACCCUAGGUGCUUUUCCCCUCUGUGACUGGCAGAUAACACAUACUUUUAAAAGUUACUUAGGGAUUUUUUUCUUAAGUCAGGUGCAGCUAGAUUCUAAUAUAUUCAUGCUGCACAUAUGAUUCCUUUAAUGUAGCAUCCUUACUGUUAAAAAAUUACCAUCUUUGCAACAUGACCUGUUUAACUCAAAUAAGGGCAGUGAUCUUUUUCUUAUAACCUCAUUGUUCCCUAAUCAUUUUAUUUCAUCUCCUGUUAGUACUGUGCGCCCCCCAUUCCCCACCCCAAUAAAAACAAUAUCCACCUUCUGGCUCAUUUAAUGAUGACUGCACUCUAUACCUGCAAAUGGCGCUUCCAGUACUGCAUUCAGUGAUCCACAUUUGUACUUGGACUGGAAUGAAAAACUAUGCUUAAUUGCCAAGAGAACUGCAAGUGAGUUCAAUACAACUUCUCGGUGCUAGUUGGCCAUCUUGACUCAAUGUUGGGAUACACUAUCAGAGAAGAUUUUUUUGUUGAUGUGCUGUUCAAAAUGAAUUCUGAAGGAAAAGUUGCUCACUUCUGUUUCAGAGCAUACCCUUUUAAACUUCUUUAGACUUGUCCUCUUCUAGAAUUCAUUAUAACCCCAAAGUGUAAAAACUAUUUGGAAGUUGCCCCUGACAAGCUAUUAUACAUCUCUGGUAAAUCCUGCUGAAUGUAAGGGAUAUUCAGAGCUUUCAUACCUCAUCAUGAUGUUAUUUAAGCAGUCAACUUAUGUGACCUGAUUUAAACUUUUAAAAAAUCCACUUCAUUCAAACUAGAAAGAGUCAAAGACAAAGGACAUUUAUCAGCCAAGAGUGUGACGCAUUCUUCACAUCUAGUCUGUAGUUGUGUCUGUGCUCUGGGAUGGAUACCGUCUGAUGUCUGUUUUGUUAUUGAUGGAGCAGCCACUGCAAAACUAGUCAACUCCCAUCUAUAACUGUUACUUUUUCUAGUGCUGCUUUGUGCUGAGAGAACAUUGUAGUUUACUGCACUCGACCUGUAAAAGACUUUGAUUCUUUGUAAUUUUAGGGAUAAAUUAGGUGGUUAAUUUAAAGAAGAAUUUUCAAUGUUGCCUUUACAUCACAUUAAAAUAUAACUUCUUUCAGAAGGGUAAUAGAAGCACUGAUUCAUAGUAAAAAUCUUGUUUUUAGCUUUGACUUCUUUUGUGGCUGAGUUUUUUAAAAUUGUAAAUUACUGGUAACAUGUCAUUUCUAUAGGAUGUUUUAAAUUAUGUACCUUCUAUUGGAUGGUUUAAAAUUUUUCAUUUUAUAAACCAGUUUGAAUGGAAAAAACAUAAAGCACACAAAGUUGUCUCCUCACGUUAGUAAGAGUAGUGUACAUUGGGAAUUUUUGCUGCCAGUUGCAGGUGUUUCAAUGAAUGAAUUAAAGUUCAUUUAACUGA